Messenger RNA from Aedes aegypti (yellow fever mosquito), 4060 nucleotides. RefSeq names its product NEDD4-binding protein 2. Bases 324 to 3599 code for a protein of 1091 amino acids. The record is from RefSeq and is a predicted model, not a curated record. Lineage: Eukaryota; Metazoa; Arthropoda; Insecta; Diptera; Culicidae. The transcript is spliced from 4 exons.
UGUGAUGUUAUUUGUUUACCUUUCUGCAACCUUUGUGCGCGAAUUUUGCUUCUCUUUUGCAUGUGCGAGAUAAGAAAUCUCCUUCGAUUUUCCAUUUUCCGGUCGUAAUUGUGAUUUAUUUUUCUGGUUGUCCAGCCAGUGCAAGUGGGUGUUCCAUACCGCGUAAGAAUUAAAUCGAUUCUGUUGAGUUUUGACCGAAAAAAAUCGUAAUAGCGCUUUCUGCGCAUUGCAUUGGAAGUCGGAUUACGCCACUCGAACUUUUUGAUGUGCUUUGGAUUCGACCUUGACUUGGGAAGAGUUGUUUUUGAGGAAAGAUUACGACGAUGCUUGGUGACGAAGUUUUGGCUCAGCUAACGGAGAUGUUUGGCGAUUACAUCGACCAGACGCGCAUUCAAACGACGAUGAAGCGAUGCCAUAACGAUUUGGAAAGUUGUAUAGAGCUGCUUCUGAAGGACGAAACCGCUGACGAGGAUGAAAAGAUGCCUUCAGCACAGACGCUCAAUUCUUGGGAUAUGGUUCUUGCGGUCAAUGAGAAGAAAGAACCAACGAUGCCUAACCCAGAUCCAGCGGCAUCGACAGGUGCCAUCAGGAAGACAUACACGGUCACUCAACAGGCCUCCGAGAGUGAAUCGAUUUCCUUUGCAUCCUUCCUACAGAAAGGAACUGCCCCACAGGGCUGGUCCACUGUUCCUCAGCCCCAGCGGAAUGUCACACCGGCGCGGCGUGCCGACAAAUGGCCACCAAACUUCGAUUCCGUCGUAGAUCUCAUCAACAAGGGCUAUCGAGUGAUGGUUCUCAUGCGAGGAGCGCCCGGCUCUGGCAAAUCCUUUCUCGCACGUGCCCUAAUCGAUAAGACGUUGGCCAAUGGGGAUUAUCGGAAUCACAUCUUCAGCGCGGAUGAUUACUUCGUCGUGGAUGGAGUCUACAAGUAUCAGGCGGAUCGGAUUGACGAGGCCCAUCGGUUCAACCAGAACAAUGUCCUGGCCAAGGCACGGGACGGCUGGAGCCCGAUUGUGGUCGACAACACUCACAUGAAGCUGUGGGAGAUGUUUGCGUACGUGCAGAUUGCGGCGGACAAUGGUUACUACCUGGAGGUGCUGGAACCGGCCACCCAUUGGCGAUACAACGCCAGGAGUUUAGCAGCCCGAAAUACUCACGGAGUGCCGGAGCAGAAGAUUAAAAUAAUGCUUGCCAACUACGAGAAACUGAAGGAUACCACUGAGCUGUACAAAGCGUGCAAGUUGAAGCAUGCGCUGUACCUUCCGGCGAGGAUGCGGCACUUCCCGAUUGUGAAGGAGGAUCUGCUGGAGAAAAAGACUGAGGAUAGCGGGAAUAGUCGACAGGACACCACAAAUGAAGAACCAACCACUAUAGAUUCCAUCGUGAAAGAAUGGACAUUGGCCGAUUGGGAGGCAUCUAACGAUGCGCAAACCAACACUGCCUCACGCGACAGCGAAGACAACGCGAUCGAUCUGACGGAUAUUCCAAUACCCAAGCCACCGAGACAGGUGACGCCAAAGCAUGCUCCACUAGCUUCAGCCCUUGACACCAACAGCAGUUCGAUGGCCGAUGGAACCGUGGAGCAGAGUGACCCCAGCGAAUGGAACUGGCCUGUAACAAACGAAGUUAGCUGGAAACCUUACGACGAGGAAAGUGUCGAUUUCUGGACCCAAUCCGAUCCCACCGGUGCACAGCAGCCACCGAAAUCUCCGGAGACACCUCGUCCCAAGCGGACAGAACCACCGCCGUCGCAAGAUCCUACCUCGUUCCUAUUGUCGAGCAUACAAAUUCCGGCCAAUUGGAAGACACCGGAAAGCUCGACCGGUGUAACGCCGAUAGCGUCCGUCCAAAAGAAGAAAUCCGAGAAGAAGCGCGUUGCCCUGGUCAAGCAUCGGAGGGGCUGCAAAAACGAGAACACCAGCUUUUCGGAAAUCUGCAACCUCUACCCUCAGAUUCCGGUCCAGUAUCUGUGGGACUUGUUCGAGAAUUGCAACGGAGACGGUGACUGGACGGCAAAUCUUCUGUUAGAAGAGCAAAAGAACUACGAAUUCAAAGGGACAGCCGACUCGGAAGCCGGUGCUGUCGGUGGUCAGCUGGCUUUCGAAUGCGAUUGCAAUGAAACAAUGAUAUCGCAAGUGCCUUCCGGUGAUCCCUUGGGUAGCGGCGGGGGAGGAUACGAAACGGAUCGCUCCACCGUCAGCUCAGAGUCACCUCGAAACACGUCCAAACGUAAGGAAAAGCCACUCUCGGAAGACUUACAGAACGCCAAAAAGCAACUGGAAGCAUUCGUAGUGCUGGGAAAGGAGCAUUAUUCGAAGCACAUUCAGCAGAUCAGAGCAGCUAAGGGUAUUAUCAGCAAAGAGGAAGCGGAUCGAAAGUCCGAAGAGUCGGAAACGUCCUCGCUGGAUGAUCCGAUCAAAUCGGACCCGGAAGUGUUCGAAGUUACCUUGGGGAUUGAUCUCAUCAAGCAGCUGCAUGCCAUUUUUAAAGACAAGCAUAGUUCCAACUCGAUCGCUUUGGAUGAACUUACCGAAGACCGAACGAAGGUCUUUAUGGCCACCGAAAUGGCCGAACAACUGUAUCUCUCGUUUUUGGAUUCCGUCUACAGUUGCCGAGAGGAGAACAAGAUUUACACACUUAAACGCGAUGCUCAUUUAGCGCAGCAGAUGGAGGCCAAGGAAAAGUAUCCGGUCCUGUUCAAAAAACCCAGCGACACUCCCAACCUUAACGAUAUCAUGGAAAUGGAGUACGCCCUUACGGCGUAUCGUAACGAAAUCAACGGCUGGGCCAAACAAGCUCCUCAAGAUCUAGCCUCACAGAUGACGCGCCAAAAGUUGGUCGAAAUGUAUCCGGGUGUCGAAGAGAAUGUCCUAGCGGAAAUCCUCCACGCCCACGACAACAAAUUCAAUGACACGGUCAAAGUCCUCAACAAUUCAAUUCCGGAGGAUCUCCGGAACCAAAUCGCGCAGGAAAGGGAAGCUCUCCUCAAGCGAGCCGAAGCCGAGAAACAGAAACCAAUCGCGGCACCAUUCCCGCCAGCACCAGCCCCAGAACAGGAGCCACCACACAGUGAAGACGCAAUCAACCUCCACUUGAAAACGGCCGAAGAAUGUCGCAACCUCUCCCAGCACCAUCAGGAGCUCAAGAACGAAUGCCACGAGAAAGCCCGCAACGCCAUCCAACGGGGAAUGGCCGGCGUGGCCGAGUACUACGCCCAGGUCGCUCGACUCCACCGGACCAAAAUCGACAUGUACAACAGUAAGGCAUCGAACGCCAUCAUGGAAGUCCACAAGCUGACGCUGAACAAUGCGGACGUUCUGGACUUGCACUAUCUGCACUCGGAAGAAGCGCUGCGGUGUAUGGAGAUAUUCUUGGCGGAGCAGGCCCGCAAAUUGUCCACCCGGAGGCAGCAGUACAAGGAACUCUUCAUCAUUACGGGGCGAGGGUUGCACUCGGCCGAUGGCAUACCCAUCAUCAAGCACCGGGUCAAGGCCAUGCUGCGCGAUCUGGGCUUAAGGUGCACCGAACUGAAUCCUGGGUUCCUGAAACUCAAGCUGUUCAACAAUCCCGACAUGCUGGACCGGUUGAUGGCUUCCUAGUCGUGGGGCGUCGUGUGAUGGUGCUGUCGUAAGUAUGGUCUUGCUAUCACGAGCCUUUUAGCUUCUUACUUCUACGUAGAUCAAAGAUUUAUCGACCAAAAUGAUUGCUAUUUUAAUAUAUUACUAUAACUUUUCCUUUUUCAAAUACUUGAUUCGGUGCACUUCAAACGAUUUGAUGCGUUUCAGUAUCAAAUUCGUGCACCAUGGUUUUGGGAAUCUUAUCUUUAAAAACUUUCUUUAGACAAGCAUUUAAUUUCUACUGAAAUCGAAGCAUAAAAGUCAUUCAGCGUAAGGGAUUUGUUGCAUAGUUGUUAGCUAGCUUAGGAUAUGAAAAAAAAAAUGACUGCUCGGUUCCGAGAUCGCCAUCCUGAGAAAGAUUUAAUGUCGCGUCAGAAAAAAACAAUGGAUGUAAAAAACAAUAUUUUCCGUUACACAAAAUAGAUGCAAUGUGUUAAAAUAUU